AAAACGAAGAAGAAGAAAUUGUCAUCUUCUUCUCUCCGGUAGGUGUUGCAGUGAUUUUGGAGCGUUUUGAGUCUCGGAGAAUCGGGCCGGGUUUUCGAAAGCGGUUGCGGUUCGGUUUGAGAAUCAAGAAAUGCUGCAAGCUGGUUCUAUGAGGUUGUUGUAUGAAUGGAGAGGUCCUAGUGUUCAUGGAUGCCAUAAUAAUCCACAUGCUGGUGUUGUUGGAAAGGGUCGAGUACAUAUGGUUAGCAUCAAUCUUCCGUCGCAUGGCUUGGGUGCCUGCAGUCUCCAUCUUCUAAGCCGUGUUCGUGGCCCAAUAGGUCCAGUAUCUUCCAGAUGUAAUGUUUUCUUGUGUAGAUCUGUUUUUAUACCAAGUGGAGGAACUGGGGCUCCCGCUCUGAAAUCUGCUGCUAUAGUUUUAACAAGGUCUUAUAAUGCUUUACGUGGAAGCACUGUCAUGCUUAAAUUGAUUCAGGCAGUUGCUAUCAUUGCUUUUGCUGUUUGGGGUCUUGGACCGCUGAUGCGCACGGGGAGGAUUAUAUUUUUUCAACGAACUGAUAGUAGUUGGAAGAAAAGUAGGUCACACUAUGCUAUGACCUCUUACAUUCGGCCUUUAAUGCUUUGGGGCGGAGCAAUGCUUGUAUGCAGAGCAUUGGAUCCUUUAGUCCUACCAUCAGAAGCUAGCCAGGCUGUCAAGCAAAGACUUGUACAUUUUUUACAAUCAAUAUCAACAGUGCUGGCAUUUGCCUACUGUUUGUCGAGCUUGAACCAACAAGCACAGAAAUUCUUUGCGGAGACAAAUGACCCAAGUGAUACCAGAAAUAUGGGCUUUAGUUUUGCUGGCAAAGCUGUUUAUUCGGCAGUUUGGGUUGCUGCAGUGUCAUUGUUUAUGGAGUUGCUGGGAUUCUCAACCCAGAGAUGGCUAACAGCUGGGGGUCUGGGUACAGUAUUGCUCACGCUUGCUGGUCGUGAGAUAUUCACAAACUUCCUUUCCAGUGUAAUGAUCCAUGCCACACGGCCAUUUGUUGUCAGUGAAUGGAUUCAGACUAAGAUUGAAGGCUAUGAAGUUUCUGGUACUGUCGAGCAUGUGGGGUGGUGGUCACCAACAAUAAUUAGAGGCGACGAUCGGGAAGCAGUUCACAUUCCAAAUCACAAGUUCACUGUGAAUGUUGUGAGGAAUCUUAGCCAGAAGACUCAUUGGCGUAUCAAGAACUACAUAGCCAUUAGUCAUUUGGAUGUCAAUAAAAUUAAUAUUAUUGUAGCUGACAUGCGCAAGGUUUUAGCCAAAAAUCCUCAAAUAGAGCAGCAAAGGUUGCAUAGAAGAGUGUUUCUGGAUAAUAUCAAUCCAGAGAAUCAGGCUCUUAUGAUUUUGGUAUCUUGCUUUGUGAAAACAUCUCACAUUGAGGAGUAUCUCUGCGUGAAGGAGGCAAUACUCUUGGAUCUUCUCAGAGUUGUCAGCCAUCAUCGUGCUCGCCUUGCCACACCUCUCCGCACAGUUCAGAAAGUAUACGGGGAUGCUGACUUGGAAAAUGUGCCAUUUGCUGACACCAUUUUUGGUAAUUCUACAGCGCGUACUAAUCGACCAUAUCUCCUGAUCGAGCCAUCAUACAGAAUUAGCAGUGAUGAUAAAAGUAAGGCUUCUAAUCGCUCAGCACGCACAAAUGGAGACAAGGAAGAAGCUAAACCUGGGCCAAUACCAACUCCUACACAAACUGAAGAUAAGGCAAGUUUUACUUCCAACUCAAGCACUAGUCCCAAGACUUCGGAAAUGCCAUCUGAACCCCAGACACAGAAUGAGAAAACAGAAUAUGCAGGGAAGGAGAAGAAAGUUGAUUCCAAAUAUGUAUCUCCAGAAAAGGUGACAUCUAAGAAUUCUCCUGUUACUUCAAGUGAGAUGGAUGGUGGAAAGGCAGAUAUUCCUCUGACCACUGUACAUGCAAAGCAAGAUGGAGAGAAACCUGUUACAUCUCCGUCUACAGCCCGCCCUCCCUUAGAAGAGAAUAUCAUUCUCGGUGUUGCCUUAGAGGGAUCUAAGCGAACACUUCCAAUUGAGGAAGAUAUGGCUCCAUCUCCUAUAGAAUCAAAAGAAUUUACUGCGAGCCGUAAUGGCAGUGGCGGGUCUCCUCUUGGCACAGAUUUGAAAGAUUGAUGACUGCAUUCUAGAGCCUGGCCAAGUUAAUAGCAGGACAAAGAAGGCUUCCGAUGGCAUAACGGUAGUCUUGUAAGUGAAAGUGUAAAAAUGGAUGCCGCUGCAUUUUUGAAGCUGGCAUCGCAAUGUAUCCCAUGAUUGUUUGAUAGUUUGAAAUGGAAUUAUGUGGGUCAAUUUGAAACUGUUAGUUUCUCCCAUCUUCAAAAUACAAACGGUUCAAUAAUUUU
Fragaria vesca subsp. vesca is the source of this 2373-nucleotide messenger RNA. Its product is annotated as mechanosensitive ion channel protein 2, chloroplastic-like. Gene Ontology annotation, cellular component: membrane. Gene Ontology annotation, biological process: transmembrane transport. Bases 131 to 2146 code for a protein of 671 amino acids. The transcript has 14 exons. NCBI's taxonomy places the organism in Eukaryota, Viridiplantae, Streptophyta, Magnoliopsida, Rosales, Rosaceae. The record is from RefSeq and is a predicted model, not a curated record.